UGACAACGAAUCGUAACAUUUCAAAUUUAAUGAUCAGGGAGCGUGCAGGUGCCCGUUCUAAAAGAGGAUAUCGAUUGAAAUGUGCAACCGAACCAAUCGGAACGCGUUUUACUAAAACGGCGCUGGACCAAUCAGUGUCGAAGAUGGAAGGCGGUGGGAAGGGGGCAAUACGUGGAGUUUCGAGGUGCGGAAUAUCUCGAAUGUGAGGAAAAAUACCCCUGCCUUAACUCUGCUUUCGAUGGCGUUAAAAUAGCCCGCUCGUGAGAUGAUCGUGUUUUUAAUUAUUAGCUACAAAUAAAUUGAGACGUUCCCAGUAGGGUGAUUCUUUCUCUCUAUCAAUUCUCGGUCACGUGGUACCUCCCGAGAUGGCGGCGGCGGCGGCGAUGGACGAGGAGUUCGAGGAUGCCAUAGACGUGGAGCCCCUGGAACCGACCCUGUCCAAUAUUAUCGAGCAGAAGUCCCUCAAGUGGAUCUUUGUGGGUGGGAAAGGAGGCGUGGGCAAAACCACGUGCAGCUGUAGUUUGGCUGUGCAGUUGGCAGAUGUUCGGGAAAGUGUGCUGAUAAUUUCCACAGACCCAGCUCAUAACAUCUCUGAUGCAUUUGAUCAGAAAUUCUCAAAAGUUCCAACCAAAGUGAAAGGCUAUGAUAAUCUGUUUGCUAUGGAAAUUGACCCAAGCCUGGGAGUGGCGGAAUUACCUGAUGAAUUUUUUGAGGAAGAUAAUAUGCUAAGCAUGGGUAAGAAGAUGAUGCAGGAAGCAAUGAGCGCAUUCCCUGGCAUCGAUGAAGCUAUGAGCUAUGCUGAAGUAAUGAGGUUGGUGAAAGGCAUGAAUUUCUCAGUGGUAGUGUUUGACACAGCACCAACAGGGCAUACGUUACGACUUCUGAACUUUCCGACUAUCGUUGAGAGGGGACUUGGGCGACUGAUGCAAAUUAAAAACCAGAUCAGCCCUUUCAUUUCCCAGAUGUGCAGUAUGCUUGGACUUGGUGACAUGAAUGCAGAUCAACUUGCUUCAAAGCUAGAAGAAACCUUACCUGUCAUUCGUUCAGUCAGUGAACAGUUUAAAGACCCGGAGCAGACCACCUUCAUCUGUGUUUGCAUUGCUGAGUUUCUGUCCUUAUAUGAGACUGAACGACUAAUUCAAGAGUUGGCCAAGUGUAAGAUUGACAGCCACAACAUAAUAGUAAACCAACUAGUAUUUCCAGACCCUGGGGAGAAACCGUGUAAGAUGUGUGAGGCUCGACACAAAAUCCAAUCCAAAUAUCUAGACCAGAUGGAAGAUUUGUAUGAAGAUUUCCACAUUGUGAAGCUCCCAUUGUUACCUCAUGAAGUCAGGGGCACUGACAAAGUCAAUACUUUCUCUAAACUCCUGCUUGAGCCUUACAAGCCACCUAGUAAAUGAACAGACUUCCCUCAUUCCGUUUCAAAACUGAGGCAAAGAGAUCCAAGAUUUGUAAUUUAUUAACACUAUGUUUGUAGGAAGGAGUUGGGGAGGGGAUGCCUGGAUGUUAUUUAUUGUUUUUGAUCAAUUUUUGAUUUCUGGUUAUUGUAACUUUUAAGGAGGUGAUUUUGCAUUGCCUAUAUGUGAUCUCAAGACGUUAUGUCAAAGUUGUAGAAUAGAGCAUUAUGUAUCUACAGCUUUAUUCUGUGAUUAACCACUUAAAAAGAAAAUGGCUUUUGAGCUUCAAACUCUUCCCCUCCUGUUAAUGAUUUUCUGUCCCCUCUCAAGUGACCCGAUGUCUUGAGGACCCAAUGCAUUUUCUGUAAUCCUCCUUCCAGUAGUGGUUCAGUUGCGGUUGCUGCUUCUCCAGUUGAACACCUCAAAAUGAAGUGAUUGGUUUACUAUAGGAGCAACAAUUAUAUUAGGAAGCAACAGUGACCCCUUUCCUACUCCCCACCCCUGCCUCAUUCCUUUCCACAGAUGCUGCUAUCUAAAAAUAGUGUUAUGAAACUGGCUCAUUAAACACUUAGACACAAGCAAGCUACUCUCAUAUAACUCCAGGUUUCAUCUCUGCAGCAAUUGAAGUUGUUCAUUAUUUAUGUGAAUGUGAGCCAGCUGCCCAAUAUUAGGCAAUAAGUUCACAUUUUUGAGACCAAUUCAACAUUUCAUAUAUCUUACAAGUAUUUCAUUAGAGUCUUCCUUAUUUCACUCACCUAUCCAUGAGGUGAGCACACCAAAUACAUCUUCUGUCUUUUUCAGAACGUGGGUUAUAUGAGAAAGCUACUCGCAUCCUGACCACUGACAAAAUACUUAAAACGGUGCAUUAGGUUUAAAAACUUAUCUGGCAUUGCUUGUUCUGGUGUUGUCAGGCAUCAGAUUUGAUUUAACACUUACCUAAGAUUUUACCUGUGUUGAUAUGCUGCUUUGAAUGCUCUCCGUGCUUUAUGGGAUCUUCUCCAACUUGGAAAGGAUCUUAAUGAAGAGAAUGGGCUAUGAAGAGCCUAUGCACACUUGGUAUUUUUGAAACCUGUCCCUUUUGUUGCAUUGGGUCUGUUUGCAGAUUCCCUUGUAGCCGUUGUUUUCUUUAACACUGUUCAUGGUUCGACUCUGGGCCAGAUGGGAGUUGGUCUGGAGCCUCUUCCCUGAAUUUGGGGUGAGGGGUGGGAUUGGACUGUUUAUACUUUCUGACUGAACCUUUGCAUCUGUGAAAUGGCUCACCUAGUUUACCAUAAUGAGCCAUUAUGGAGCAGGAAGAUCAAAUGGUGGGCAAAGUACAGAGGUCAAAGUGGUGAUGUUUGCCAGGGCAGGAGUGGACAAGACUAGCUAUGGUUCCUGCUGCUUGUCCUUGUCUGUAUUCUCCUGGGCUGAUGAGUAUUUGGAAAUUGCUUGUUGGCCUGACACCUGAAAGUGACCACUUAGUACAGAAUGCUGUCUAAACUGUGCAUGGUGUCCACCUGACAAUCAACACCUUUUAUUUGAAUGGGGGCAUUUUUAAUGUGGGGGAACAAAUUCAAUAAAUACCUAAUUAUUCAUGGUGGUUUCACCACACACAAGUACUGAAAUUGUUUUUUAAUAGUUUGUGAAGACUGUGAUGAGUUGUCUUGAAUGCAUAAUUCUGAGACUGUCGUUGAAGUCAAAAUGCAGACUAAAUACUACAGAUGCCAUACACUACUCGGUGACUGCAAAUUGUGUGUUUUAUUUCCCUCCCAUAUCGAGGACUGCAUGUUGAAUGACAGAUCCACUUUGCUCCAGUCAGUGAUCUGAAAAUGGUACAAUAGAUCGAGUUUGUGUUUUAAUGUUCCGGAAACUCUGGUGGGAAAGACAAGCUUAUUUAAAAGGACUAGGGCAAUCAUCACCUGCUUUCUGUUCACUUUAGACAAUUAUCUACUCUGCAACAGACACUUCCCAUUAACUAAACAGACAGUUCCUCGAGUUUUAACUAACCAACUCUCAUUAAAGAAAGAUGGGCAGAGAGAUGGAGGGAAGAAUACAUAACCCAGAAUGCUUUUUUUAGAUAAGAAAAACAACCUGCUCACAAACAACAAACACAACUCAUGGAUUUGAAAUUAAUCCUAUAUUUUAAUUUAAAGCCCAUCCCCCAAAGUGCUUUUCUGCAGAGUGACCUUUUGGUCGCCUCCAAUAGCUCAUUUGAUUCCAAAUGUAUGCCAUGUGGUUGAGUAGUAUAUGUCAGUGGUUCCCAAUCUAUAUUGACUUGACAGAAUCCAUCCCAUUUAAGGGAGGUGGUCCAAUAUUUAGUAUCUGAAGGUAGGUCUGGUAAAGAGAAAUUUACCUGGGAUUCCUACUCCUGAACUGUUUGUAGGGUGUCUGAGCAUGGUUGGAAGAUACACAUUUGUGGGUGACGAGUGAGCAGAAUGUACUUCAAUGAAUUGAUAGCUUGUGACCCUGCAAAAAGCAGUGAUAAGGGCGAGAUACUGGAAGUUACCAACUGUAUGACCAGACCCUAACUAUCAGCAGAAGAAAGAAAAUUAUAGAGAAAAGCUAUCUUUUUAAAGUAGUAACACUAAUUGUUAUUAAUAUUGUUUGAGUUCAGUUUAAAUUGUACAAGGGCAAACUUUAUUGUAUUGUUUACAAUAAUUUCUGGGAUGGAGAUGGCGACUAAAUGAAUUAAAACUCUUGAAAUAUAUAA
This is a messenger RNA of Hemiscyllium ocellatum (epaulette shark), 4086 nucleotides long. It is a transcript of the gene get3, whose product is annotated as guided entry of tail-anchored proteins factor 3, ATPase. NCBI's taxonomy places the organism in Eukaryota, Metazoa, Chordata, Chondrichthyes, Orectolobiformes, Hemiscylliidae. The record is from RefSeq and is a predicted model, not a curated record. Gene Ontology annotation, molecular function: ATP binding; ATP hydrolysis activity. Gene Ontology annotation, biological process: post-translational protein targeting to endoplasmic reticulum membrane. The transcript is spliced from 7 exons. Gene Ontology annotation, cellular component: GET complex. The coding region runs from base 366 to 1400 and encodes 344 amino acids.